Molecule: messenger RNA, 2649 nt
Organism: Esox lucius (northern pike)
Lineage: Eukaryota; Metazoa; Chordata; Actinopteri; Esociformes; Esocidae
Product: enteropeptidase
Exons: 17
Coding region: 187-2274 (695 amino acids)
Biological process (GO): proteolysis
Cellular component (GO): membrane
Molecular function (GO): serine-type endopeptidase activity; protein binding
Source: RefSeq, a predicted model, not a curated record
GAGAGCAGUACAAUUCGAUCGGACUAGGAGUCAAAUCAACUAACUGUAGAAAAGACGACACGCGGUCGGAGUCGUAUAAUAGUCCAUGAUAUUGAAACUGAGGGAAUCACAGAGAAUUCCUUUGAAUUGUGUCUGAGGUGUUUCAGUCUGAGGGACUGGAAGGUUGUGUGAGGACGUCGGGGAGCUAUGGGGUGCAGGAAGCAGCGCUGGUCGUCCACGGAGGUGCUUCUGAGUGUGCUGUGUCUGAUUCUGCUUGCAGUGUGUGUCGGCCUCAUCGUCGUCUCUUGGCUCGCCCUACAGGCUGACCAGGACCAGGGUGAACCAAAUGGCAUAGUGUUCAAUGGGAGGAUGGUCAUUACGAGGGGUGCUGUGUUCACGGAGGAGCUGAGAAACAGGAGCAGUCUGCAGUUCAAGUCCCUGGCCUUUGAGACAGAGCAUCUAAUAUCUGAAGCGUAUGGCCGUGGCUCCCUCUGUAAUGACUUCAAGGCCUGUAGAGUUUUACAUUUCAGCAAUGGCAGUGUGGUGGUGAACUUUGACCUGCAGUUCCGCUACAGUGUGGAGGUAGAGAUUGUAGAGCAGCAGCUGGUUGCUGGGCUUCAGAACACUGGGGACCUGGUGGUCGACCGAAAUAGCAUCCAGGUCACAGUGAAAGAGGACCUAACUACAACCCAGCCGACCGUUCCACCUCAUCUUUCCACUAAACCUCCUUCAGUCGACUGUGGAGGACCCUUUGACCUCUGGGAGCCCAACUCUACAUUCAGCUCCCCCAACUACCCGUCCUCCUAUGGAAACAAGGCUUUUUGUUUGUGGACUCUUCACGCUAGGGAUGGAUGGAACAUCCAGCUUCACUUCCUGGAUUUCGACGUUGAGCCGAUUGAUGACGUGGUGGAGGUGCGAGAUGGGGCGGGGCCAGCGUCUGAACUGCUUGGCGUCUUCACUGGUUUUGAUGCUACCAUCCCAGAUGUGAUCUCUACAGCCAAUCAGAUCACAGUGAUAUUUUCCACAGACAUCUCAGGGCAUGGCCGGGGUUUCCAUGCCAACUUCACAUCUGGUUUAGCGCUGGGAAGGCCAAAGCCAUGUGCCACUGGGUUCUAUCUGUGUCAGUCUGGAGAAUGUAUUUUCAACACCAGUGUGUGUGACGGCCAGCCAGACUGUGUCGACUCCUCGGAUGAAGCUGACUGUGUGCACCUGGUAUCAGUGAAUGGUACGAGUGUCCGACGUCUUCAGCUCCAAGUCCAGACCCGCUGGUACACGACCUGUGCUGAGAACUGGAACGCUCAGUUCACCCACUUCAUGUGUCGUUACCUGGGCUACAGAUCAGGAAGUGCUGUCUUCAUAGCAGCUGAGGAGAAAUACUCUCCUUUCACCACCGUGAGUGUUGCAGCCAAUGGCAGCCUGGACCUCACCCCAAGUGAAAAAUGUACGAGUGAAAAGGUCAUAUCUUUGCAAUGUGACAACCGACCUUGUGGCGUUCGCAUGGUCUCCCAAGAGAUGCGUCGUGGUGGGCUCGCUGAACAAAGGAUGGGGGAAGAUGAGUCAGAGGAGAGUGCGACGGGCAGAGUUGUGGGAGGGGCCGAGUCUCCUAAAGGGGCGUGGCCGUGGAUGGUGUCGCUGCACUGGAGAGGCCGUCACGUGUGUGGCGCCACUCUGAUCGAUAGCCAGUGGUUGGUCACAGCUGCACACUGCAUCUACGGGAAAAAUAUUCACCUUUCCAACUGGGUGGCGGUGUUGGGCCUUCACUCCCAGGCCAAUGUAGGUGUCCUCCCCUCACAGACUCGAAAGGUGGACCGGGUCAUCAUGAACAAGCACUACAACAAGCAGACCAAGGAUGCUGACAUCGCUAUGAUGCACCUUCAAACGAAUGUCACUUUCACAGAAUAUAUCCAACCCAUCUGCCUACCACGGAGCGACCAGCAGUUUGAGGCUGGCAGGAAGUGUUUCAUAGCGGGCUGGGGAAGGGAAGCGGAGCAAGGCGCCGUGUCUAAUGUACUACAGCAGGCCACACUGCCCCUGCUGAGCCAGUCCGAGUGUCAGAAACUGCUUCCUGAGUACAACAUCACGGCCAGGAUGUUGUGUGCCGGCUACCCUGAGGGGGGAGUGGACUCCUGUCAGGGGGACUCCGGAGGUCCUCUCAUGUGUGAGAUGGAUGGCCACUGGGUGCAGGUGGGCGUGGUUUCUUUUGGGAAGGGCUGUGGCCGCCCCCUGCUCCCUGGUGUGUACGCUAUGGUCUCCCAGUUCACUGACUGGAUUGUCCUUACCAGGAGAUCUCAAUGACACUGGUUGCAGUGGGGCAGGACUCUAAAGAACAAUCAGCCUCAGAUGCAGGAUUUUACUUGCGGUUUUGACUACUGAAAUGUAUUGAUGAUUUUGAACGAUAAUAUUUUAAAGAUUGCAAAUGGUAACAAUGGUAACAUGUUUUUGGUGAUUUACAGAACUUAUUUUUUAUCACAUUUAUCACAUUUCUAUCUCUGGCUCUUUCAUGGCUGAAAAGGUUGAAAUGCCUUCAAUGUUGUAGAAUAAAUGUGACACAAGAUGGCAGUAUUGCAUGUUAUGUUCAGGAGACUAUGUUGUUUCCUGUACAACAAUGCCUUCACAUGGAUGUUGUAUCAAUUUGCAAAAACAUGUUCUCAGCACUAUAAAUCGGAUUAC